Cetraspora pellucida is the source of this 1260-nucleotide messenger RNA. The record is from the annotation of a GenBank genome assembly. NCBI's taxonomy places the organism in Eukaryota, Fungi, Glomeromycota, Glomeromycetes, Diversisporales, Gigasporaceae.
AUGUCUAAUGAUAUUCCCCUUCCGUCAAUUAAAGAGAUUCAACAACAAUGGAAGAGACCAAAUGAGCUUGACCUUGACGAUGAAAAUAUCAAAAUUAUCGAGAAGAAAAAGGUUUCCAGUGAUGACUUCCUAGAUUUGAAUGUUAAAAAACUCAUGAAAUAUGGCUUGGAAGACGGUUCAGCUGAAAGAAUCGUAAAAUUAGUCAAUACAAUAAAGGGUGAAGAACAGAAUAUGAAGAGGGCUGAAUUAAAUACUCUGAAACCUUACUUUACGAUUAAAGAAAAUCAGAUUUGCCUAAAUAAAGGUGUGAUUAUCGAUUUAGAUGACAUGUUAUACAGAAAUGGAGAAUGUACCGACGUGCGAUUGCCAUCAAUUUUGAUCGAUAACUUUGGAAAAAUGCUAUGUCUACUGGAUGGUGUAUUCUUUCUAGAAGAUGAGGAUAAUGGGUUGAAGCUUCUUAUACGACCCUGUUAUCUGCAAUUAUGUGAAUUAAUUGAAAAUGAUCAUGAAAAAAGUGGCCCAGCCUCUGCUGGUUGUAUGAUUACUGGUACACCCGGUAUUGGGAAGACAUAUUUUGGUCUAUAUCUUUUCUUUUACAUUCGCUACAAUUAUCCUGAUGCUAUAAUAGUAUGGCAAUGCAACGAAACAAUUUUCUAUAAAUUCUUACCUGAUGGUAAUAUGCAAAUAGGAGAUGCUCUCCAGUUUUAUGAAAUGCUGAAUAAUCCUAAUAACUUCUUUCUAGUUGAUUCACAAGCUUUGACAUUUAAAUAUAAGGCUUAUAUGAUCCUGUUCACAUCGCCGAAAAUGGAAAGAUUUAAUGAAGCUGUCAAAUGGCCGGGUUUUAUGAAAUACUACAUGCCAAUUUGGGAUCAAAAAGAAAUCUUCACACUUUGGGAUCUUCAAUACAAGAAUAAGAAAAAUAAGAACGAUGAAGAGUUCACAUACAAGUGGGGUCCAAUAUUCAGAUCGGUUCUUUUAAAGUGGGACAAUAUGUCAUUUCAGAAUGAAUUUAAUAAUCUGAUUGAUAAAGCUGACUUAAAAAUAUGUGUGGACUCUAUUGAUAUAUAUGGCAUGCUUACAAAUACAGCUAGUGGUAGACUCAUACAUCUUGAAAUAAUAUCAAACUUUACGGAAGUUGUGCAUUGUCCUGCUUCUUCGAAAGUAUUCGACACAAUGAUCGAGAAAUAUCUGAAUAGUCAAAGGACUAACGUUCACAAUCUCAUCACAAGCAGUGAUGAUCCAGUAACUGCUGUAUUUUGA